AAAAAUCUAAAAUGUUAUCUAGCAAGUUGGUACACACUAGAAAAAAAAAACCGUGUACAACAUUAUAAAUAGACCUAAACCCUUUGUACAAAUUUCCAAACAAAUUUAAUUUACAUAAAUAUUCAUACAUACCUUUCAAUAUACUCUAAAUAAAUCAUCUAUUAUGGCCCUUGCACAAGACACUACUCCCCUCGCGUUAACGGUUACACGAGGGGAACCUGAGCUGGUGUAUCCGGCACAACCCACCCCGAGAGAGUUAAAACCCCUCUCGGACAUUGAUGAUCAAGAGGGGUUACGGUUUCAAAUGCCGGCUAUUAUGUUCUACCGAGCUGACCCUUCUUUGCAAGAGAAAGAUCCGAUUAAGGUUGUGAAGGAUGCUCUGGCUAAGGCUCUCGUGUUUUUUUACCCCUAUGCAGGUCGACUAGUCGAAGGGCCAAAACGAAAGCUCGUUCUCGACUGCACCAGUGAAGGUGUGCCCUUCAUUGAGGCUAAAACUGAUGCUAGACUUGAGGAUUUUGGUGAUGAAAUACACCCACCAUUUCCUUUAGAUGAGUUGUUGUAUGAUAUUCCUGGUACUGAUGGCAUGAUUGGUACUCCUGUGCUCAUUGUGCAGGUAACACGUCUAGGAUGUGGUGGAUUCAUCGUAACCCUACGAGCGAAUCAUGCAAUCUGCGACGGUACGGGAGUAAUGCAACUCAUGAAUGCUGUUGGAGAAAUGGCUAGAGGCUUCUCAGCACCGUCCGUCUUGCCUGUUUGGGAUCGCGAGCGUUUACUCGCAAGAGAAUCGCCAAAAGUGACGUUCCCACAUCCCGAGUACGAGCAACACGAAGGCGACAGUCAUGCCCAUGGUGAUCCCAAUCUUGUUCAAAAAACAUUUUUAUUCGGUCCAAGCGAGCUCGCUGCUCUACGUCGACAUGUUCCUACACAUAUCAAACAAUUUUCUACGUUCGACAUACUUAGUGCUUCGUUGUGGCGUUGUCGUACCAUCGCACUUGGAUUAGACCCUAAUGAGAAAAUUGCAUUAUGUUUUGCCGUCAAUGCGAGGAAUAAAUUUGAUCCACCACUUCCAAAGGGUUAUUAUGGAAAUGCAUGUGCAUUUCCCGCGGUUUGUGCAAAAGCCGGGGAUAUUUGCAAAAAUGAUAUUGCGUAUAUUUUGGAAUUGAUAAGAAAAGCGAAAAGUGAAGUUAACGAAGAAUAUAUGAGAUCAAUAAUGAAUCUUAUGGUGAUUAAAGAUAGACCACAUUUUAUUACACACCAAACCUAUGUGGUGUCGGAUCUAAGACAUUUAGGGUUUGCGGACGUGGAUUUUGGGUGGGGAAAACCCGUUUUUGGAGGACCCGCAAGUAACGGGUCCAUCCCGGAUGCAAGUUUCUUCAUUUCAUUUAAGAAUAGGAAAGGUGAGACUAUGAUCAUGGUGCCUAUUUCAUUGACUCCUUCGGUUAUGGACGUAUUCAUGAAGGAAUUGCAGGAGAUGCUUCAAGCACAUUCUUAAAUAUACAUAUUAUCCUUCGUUUUUUUUAAAACUAUACUUCUCGCUUUUAGGUAAAAGCUAAUCUGAAAAGAAGUAUGGCAAUAAAAAAUAAACGGGAUAUAAUGUGAGCUCCUUAUCUUGAGGCUUGGACUUUAUUGAACUUUCUUAUUUCAAAUUAAGGUUUUAGUUUAUUUUGUUGAUUACUUAAAAAAAGUAUUAUUGUGGAGACAAAUAGUAUCAUUCAAAUGGUUUCUUAAUGCUUUAAAUAUGAGUACAUAUAGUUCCACGUUGGAAGUAAGUUUGGAAAAAGUGAAAAUGUAAAAAGAAAAAUGUUGCAUUUUGAUGUGUAUUAUUGAUUUUUUUUUUUAGUGAACGUAUUAUAGGUCACUUAAUGGAA
Molecule: messenger RNA, 1868 nt
Organism: Amaranthus tricolor (Joseph's coat)
Lineage: Eukaryota; Viridiplantae; Streptophyta; Magnoliopsida; Caryophyllales; Amaranthaceae
Product: benzyl alcohol O-benzoyltransferase-like
Exons: 2
Coding region: 164-1492 (442 amino acids)
Source: RefSeq, a predicted model, not a curated record